Messenger RNA from Frieseomelitta varia, 2856 nucleotides. RefSeq lists its product as uncharacterized. Lineage: Eukaryota; Metazoa; Arthropoda; Insecta; Hymenoptera; Apidae. The coding region runs from base 504 to 2768 and encodes 754 amino acids. The record is from RefSeq and is a predicted model, not a curated record. The transcript has 9 exons.
AAAAGAGAAACUGAUUAAACUCGAGUAUUUAAAGUAGGCAACGUCCGAUAAUUUUGACAUUUGCAAAUCGACACACUUUGCAUUUGUUCGCGUUCUGGGGGCUGCACGCGCAACACGGUUACUCGAAAUCUUGGUAUACGAAAAUUAAUAAAUCCAUCAAUUUGACAGUUGCAAAAGCUCGUCGCGAUUGAAAUUCUUGCGCGUGUCUCUCAAAUGCGCGCGCGCCGGAAGUGGCACGAAACGUGUGGGCCUCGAAGUUACAAACAUGUUAUGCAAUUCAAAAUUAAAACGAUAGAUCAAACGAAGAAAACAUCGCGACAAUAAGCGGCUAACCUUCCUAAAAAGUUCAAAAUACACAGUGAAAUUUACGUAAGCGAUGAUGCCGCGAUAUUUGUAAUGCAAUCGUUCACGAGAAGGAAAUAUAUAAUUCUUCGAUUACACGUAUCAUUUCAUUCAUGCCAGUUCUAACGCUGUUGAACAACCAGUGAUCCAACUCAAUUGCGAUGCCCCACUGUACAGACAAUUUCGUUUGGUACUUAAGCAAGUUUAUCGCGGGCUUCACGGGAAUGCUCUUCUUUUACGUAGUUUUCCUGAAAGAGAGAGAACAGACUUGCCUAUGCAAAGCAAGAAUGAGAGAAUUCUUACGGCGCAGAGGGGAAAAUACUAACACCUGCCCCUUAGACAACCAGGCAGAUGUGGAUGCAAAAAAGGAGUUCGGACCAAAGUCUAUGAUUGCGGCUGUAGAAAACGUUUGGACAUGGUGUACGAAGAUUCGGGAAUGGUUCCACGAAAACGAUCCAUCGAUCGCAUCGGAGACUGCAUUUGCGUUGGGAAAGAGCCUUCCUAAAAAUGACAAUGACGUAACAUCGGUAAAUUGUACGUGCUGUGUGACAAUGUUCAACCAGAAAACCAAGCUUGCAGAAUCGGCUACGAGCAUACGAAAGAAACGAUUGGGUAGACGCUGUCUUUUUCGCCAUUGCAGUGGCCUCGUAUGCCCGCGAAAAUUUAUGAAAAGAAGAAGAAACAGGCAACAUUGUCUUCACCUACGUGUUUCUCAAGAAGCAAUUUCUGAUUAUUGGAAAAUGUGUGAAAAUAAAUCGAUACGCGAUGAAAAUGACAUCGACAAUGUAAAAAUGUACCAAGAAAAUGCAGACACAAAAGAAAAGAUUAUAAAAGAGAUACAUGAACAUAAAGGAGAAAUUCUGAAGAAGAAUGAUAAAUAUACGGCGGAAAAAAUUCCUUUGAAACGAAAUACCAAUGAAGUAGGUGUAAAAUUAGAGUCGGCACAUAAAUCUCCAUGCGUUUGUGCUAAUAACCCCUGCAAUAAUUGCGACAUCUCUUCAUUGUCUUUACAAAUUGUUAAAACUAAAUAUGAAGAGAAUGAAAAUAGUAAAAAAUUCAAUAAUUUCAUAAACAUCGGUGACACAGACACAAGAAUUUCACCGAAGUAUUUCAACGAAAAUACUUCUAAUGCUUUGGAAAAGAAGAAAGGUUUGUGCAAAACUAGUAUAAGCAACUUCGGUAAAACUAUUAAUGCAGAUGACCAUGUGAAUUCAAUUUUGUAUCACGAUAUACAGAAAAAAUAUGCUUCUACUGUUAAAAAAAAAUCGUCAAAAAAUUAUUUGGAGAUUGAAAAAUCUAUCGAAUUAAAGCUGACUCCUAAAUCAGAAAUGGGGACUAGAGGGAAACUUAAUUCGUAUCAAGAGUCAGACGUUGAUAGACUCGAGAAUAAUUUUCUGGGUAACAUGCGGAUGCAUUCUUUGAAACAAAAACAAAAACAUAAUUUGAAACGUCCCGUAAAUAAAUCGAUUACAAGAUUGCAAAACAAAUUUCGUAAUAUCGAUAACUCAGGCAAGCAGAAAAACAUUUAUCCUGUUUCUUCAUAUAAAAAUACAAUGUAUCAAAGAAAGCUGCUAGAACUCCCUUGUCAGAAUUGUUAUUACGAUACAAAAGGACGUAAUUAUGAUUGCCAAUGGAAGAGCAAUAAAAAACAAUCAUUACCGCAUUUGCAUCCCUAUCCUUCGACUCAACCACGACAUGAUAUAUCUAGGAAUUUACAGUCACAAAAGAGUAACUAUCAAUGUGAAUGUUUGAAAACGAAGAAGAAAUUCGAUUCGAUAAUUAAUCGUAAAUUUUUAUUGUCUCGUGAUAUCGAUUCGUUGAAGUCCAAGCAACAUGCCGAGAAACCGACUUUGGACUUCAUUUUCAAAAACAGAAGGUCUAAUAGAUCAAGGAAUUCGACGAAUUCGUUAUAUAGUUCGUCGAUUACCUCUACUACCACAGGUGAAAAACCUAUUCGUGACAAUUUAAGUACGUAUCAACAUUCAACCUAUAAAUCAUCACGUUAUACGAUGCCUUCAAAUGAUCAAUAUAAAAGUAAUAAGAACAGCACGGAAAUAGAUUCUACUUGUCUGUUAUCUUCGUCAUCGAGUUUAUCAUCAUCCAGACGAUGUUACUCUUGGACGUUAUUGCCGCAAUACCCUAUUUACCAUAAACGAGAACCGAUUUCUUCUUCUUCGUGUACAAACAUUCACAGGUGGAAACGAAGAUACCCGGUAAAUGAAAAAAGAACGAGCACCUAUCUUUCUUCCACUUCCUGUUCGUUGUCAUCUUUAUCAACAUUCAGAGACUACUAUUUAGAUGAAACAGAGAAGGAAACAAGACAGAUUCAGAAAUCAUGGGGGAAACCAAAAUUUCGCCCACAGAAGAAAAAGAUAAUAUAUACGGAUGAACGUCACGUUAGAUGGAAUGUUAAGAAUACGUAUUAGAACUAAGAAAGUGAAUAGUUACAGGAACAAAAAAAGAAAUCUGAAUUAUUGAAGUAAGAAAUAUAUAUUAAUCGUAGGAAAAUACGUA